Molecule: messenger RNA, 1056 nt
Organism: Colletotrichum higginsianum IMI 349063
Lineage: Eukaryota; Fungi; Ascomycota; Sordariomycetes; Glomerellales; Glomerellaceae
Product: putative Short-chain dehydrogenase
Exons: 3
Coding region: 1-1056 (351 amino acids)
Cellular component (GO): mitochondrial outer membrane; lipid droplet; endoplasmic reticulum membrane
Molecular function (GO): 3-beta-hydroxysteroid 3-dehydrogenase (NADP+) activity
Source: RefSeq, a predicted model, not a curated record
AUGGCAUCUCGACGGGGAACCAUUCUCCUCACUGGCGCCAAUGGCAGCCUCGGUAACGCCAUCGUGUCCAAGAUACUAUCGUCGCCCGACCUGGCCACGUCUUAUCAUGGCCUCUAUACCGUCCGCCGGGUCGACCGUGCCACCGCGCUGGACUCGCUGCUGCUCCGCAACGCCUCCACGCAACAGCAGCAGCACGCCCAUGAGACCGUCGCCCUGGACCUGUCGCGCCUCGAAUCAGUCCGUGAGGUGGCCAGGAGCAUCAACGAGCGGGUGGCCGCCGGCCUGCUGCCCCCGCUGCGAGCCAUCAUCCUCAACGCCGCGUACCAGGAGCACACCACCCAGGACUUCUCGCCCGACGGCUUCGACAUGACCUUCCAGUGCAACUACCUAUCCCACUGGCUGCUCGUGCUUCUGCUUCUCCAGAGCUUGGAUAAGGAACACGGGAGAGUGGUGGUGCUUGGCAGUUGGUCCCACGAUCCACUCGACUCCAGAAACGACAGCAUGGGGGCGUACAAGGAGGACCAGUGGAAGACCAUCUUUCACGACGCCGACUCCCUGGCCAAGGGCACCUGGAGUCCCACAAAGGAUUACCCGACAAUGGAGGGAGGCUUCCGACGCUACGGCGCAGGGAAGCUCUGCGAGAUAAUGAUGAUGUAUGAGCUUCAGCGGCGCCUGGACGCGGACACGGCUCUGUCCAACAUCACUGUCCUCGGCGUCGACCCGGGCGGCAUGGCCAGCGGCCUGACGCGCCGCGGCAGUCCCGUGCUGGUCUUCUUCGUGCGGUGGGCAUUCCCGCUGCUGGCGGCCGUCAUGACCUGGUUUUCGCCCAACGGCAUCCUGCGCCCCGUCUCCAAGUCGGCCGCCGACGUGCUCAGGGCCGCCUUCGACACGGCGCAGCUCGGCGAGCGGCCCAAGGCCGUGUACCUCAACGGCUCGGAGAUCGGGGAUACGAGCGCCGAGGCCAAGGAUCCCGUGAAGACGAAGCAGCUCUGGGAGGCCAGUGUGGGCUACACGGCUCUGAAGCCGGGUGAUACCAUCCUGUCGGGAUGGAAAUGA